AUGGUUUUUCGCAUCUUGAACAUGUCCGCUAUCCCACUCAUCGUCUUCCUGGUCCUCAUCUGUGCUUGCAUCACCAGAAUAUUCAGAAUUGGAUACAAUGAUCAUGAAACUGCUGCAGAUGCUCCAGAUACUGAUCACUAUCGUGAUGAUCUUUUUCAGCUCCGUUCCCAUCACUCUGAAAGAUUACGCGAGUUUAUGCAAGGAAUAAAGGAGCUGGUGAUGGAAGCAUCAGAUGGUUUUGUGUAUGAUCAAACUAAGGGCAUUAAAGGCUGUGAAAGUGGAGAAAAGUCCAGCAGUAUUAAUACUGGAUGUGUCAUCUGCUUGGAAGACUUUAAAGAUGGAGACGUAUGUAGGGCUCUUCCCGAAUGCCACCAUGUCUUCCAUGAAGAAUGCGUAGUCUCAUGGCUGAUGCAGAGCAAUUCCUGCCCUAUCUGCCGUGCCUUCACUGCCGUCUUUGUCCGAAGGCUGCCUGUGUGA
Messenger RNA from Vitis riparia (riverbank grape), 477 nucleotides. Its product is annotated as RING-H2 finger protein ATL56-like. The transcript has a single exon. The coding region runs from base 1 to 477 and encodes 158 amino acids. The record is from RefSeq and is a predicted model, not a curated record. NCBI's taxonomy places the organism in Eukaryota, Viridiplantae, Streptophyta, Magnoliopsida, Vitales, Vitaceae.